Elephantulus edwardii (Cape elephant shrew) is the source of this 1011-nucleotide messenger RNA. RefSeq names its product COP9 signalosome subunit 4 (gene COPS4). NCBI's taxonomy places the organism in Eukaryota, Metazoa, Chordata, Mammalia, Macroscelidea, Macroscelididae. The record is from RefSeq and is a predicted model, not a curated record. Gene Ontology annotation, cellular component: COP9 signalosome; cytosol. The transcript is spliced from 9 exons. Bases 1 to 1011 code for a protein of 336 amino acids.
AUGGCGGCAGCGGUGCGACAGGAUUUGGCUCAGCUCAUGAAUUCGAGCGGCUCUCAUAAAGAUCUGGCGGGCAAAUAUCGUCAGAUCCUGGAAAAAGCCAUUCAGUUAUCUGGGGCAGAACAACUUGAAGCUUUGAAAGCCUUUGUGGAAGCAAUGGUAAAUGAGAAUGUCAGCCUCGUGAUUUCUCGACAGUUGCUGACUGACUUCUGCACACAUCUGCCUAACCUGCCUGACAGCACAGCCAAAGAAAUCUAUCAUUUCACCUUGGAGAAGAUCCAACCUAGAGUAAUCUCAUUUGAGGAGCAGGUUGCUUCAAUAAGACAGCAUCUUGCAUCCAUAUAUGAGAAAGAAGAAGAUUGGAGAAAUGCAGCCCAAGUGUUGGUGGGAAUUCCUUUGGAAACAGGACAAAAACAGUACAAUGUAGAUUAUAAACUGGAGACUUAUCUGAAGAUUGCUAGGUUGUAUCUGGAGGAUGAUGAUCCAGUCCAGGCAGAAGCUUAUAUAAGACAGCAGCGUUCUCGAAUGCUUGCUACUCUUUUUAAAGAUGAAAGGUGCCAGCAACUUGCUGCUUAUGGGAUCCUAGAGAAAAUGUACCUAGAUAGGAUCAUCAGAGGAAAUCAACUUCAGGAAUUUGCUGCCAUGCUGAUGCCUCACCAAAAAGCUACUACAGCAGAUGGUUCCAGCAUCUUGGAUAGAGCGGUUAUUGAACACAAUUUGUUGUCUGCAAGCAAGUUAUAUAACAAUAUUACCUUUGAAGAACUUGGAGCCCUUUUAGAGAUACCUGCAGCUAAGGCAGAAAAAAUAGCAUCUCAAAUGAUAACAGAAGGACGUAUGAAUGGAUUUAUUGAUCAAAUUGAUGGAAUAGUUCAUUUUGAAACACGAGAAGCCUUGCCAACGUGGGACAAACAGAUUCAAUCACUUUGUUUCCAAGUGAAUAACCUUUUGGAGAAAAUCAGUCAGACAGCGCCAGAAUGGACUGCACAAGCCAUGGAGGCCCAGAUGGCUCAGUGA